AUGUCCAGCAUACCCGAUAAGCGCAAACAACCCAGUUCUCUGACUGGCGGGACCCCUUACGCGAAGCGAUCUCGUCCUUCUUACGCAGACGAAGAAGAUGAAGACGAGAUGACACCAACCGUAACUCCGUACGAACGUCCUCGGAACCACCCGAUCUACGGACAGAAGAGCGCUUUCCCCGGUCUCGACACCGCCGGUGACGAUGAAUUAUUCUACGGUCCAGCAGAGGACGGCAUGGAAUAUCUUCGCAUGGUCCGGUCAGAGGCUAAUUCACUACCUUUCUUGUUUACCGCGCCUCAACCGACAGAUCCGCCCGUCGAGGAAACCAAACAAAGUGAAGCCGAACAGGACCUAAACGAACCUCAACCCGCGGAAGAGAAGAAGAUGAAGAAGACAGAUAUCGCCCAGAUAGGCUUCUACGUGGAUGGGGUAUAUGUUGCGGCUCCCUCAACUACUCCGAAGGAACAACCGGAUACCACCGAACCAGCGCAAUCAGAUGCGCAAUCGAGCUAUUACAACCUUCUACACCACCGGUUCUUGCUCCUCCGGUCUAUACUAAAAUGUACGCCACCGUCAACGGCUAUAGCGGCGCUAGAUGAGUCGCAUCCGAUAAGUCUGCCGCGACGCUCGAGAGACGCGCGCAAGGAGUGGCGGCGGCUGUUGUUGGUGGCGGACCCGCAGACGGUGCAGUUAGCGUGUAUGGAUAUGGAUAGUGUGCUGGGGGUGCUGGAAGUGAUGGCGAAGCUAAUGUCGGAGAAUAUAAGGAGUGGAGAUGCGGAGCGUGUUCGACGGAUCGGUGCUUGGGCUUGGGGUUUACUGGGCAAGUGUCGCGAUGUUGGGCAGUUGGCGUCUGAGGAAGUGGGUGAGAUUCGGGACUUGGGAAAGCGUGCUGCGAAGAUCUUGCGGAAAAUGCGGGAGGAAGAUGAGAAGAAGCGCUCGGCUGGAGCCGAUGGGAACCUGUCGAGUGAAGAAUCGGAUGAUGAGAAUCCAGCUGAUGAUCAGCCUCGUGCGGAGGAAGAAACGAAAGAGAAUGUGGAGGCUCCCUGUGAUCCUCCUGGCGAAUCUCUCGACCACGACAUGCCGGACGUGGAACAAGAGCCUCCCGCCGAAGACUUAGAAAUGGCUAAAGCCCGGCUACAGGCUAAAAUUGAGCAAGGCGAUGAAUCUAAAUCGACUGAACCCGAGGCUCAGGAAGACGAGUCCAAGACUGAGGAUAAUGCCGCCGAUGUCGCCAUGCAAACCCGGGCCAUGCUGGAUAUGAUCAUUACGGUUGUCGGAGAGUACUAUGGCCAGCGCGAUUUACUUUUGGCCAGAGAACCCUGGAACGAGUCGACGACUUUUAACAGAACCUCCCAACCCCAUGACCCCCUAAAAACCAAAAAAAGAAAAACAACAACAACAAUGUCCCCAAACCUCGAAAUCACAAUCCCAACAACCAGUCUCUCCCCAACCUCACCCCCGUACACAGUCUACAACCUAACACUCCGCCUCCCACUUCGCUCCUUCACGAUCUCCAAACGCUACUCAGACUUCCUCGCCUUCCACAAAACCCUGGUAACACAAACCAACGCCGACCCACCGGCACCCCUACCGUCAAAGACCUGGUUCAAAAACACCGUCUCAAACGCCUCUCUCCGCGAAGACCGCCGCCAAGCCCUAGAAGCUUAUCUCCAGGCCAUAAACAACGCCGAAGAUGCCCGAUGGCGCAACUCGCCCGCCUGGCGCGCGUUCCUGAAUCUGCCGUCGGCCGCGAACACUUCGCAUACCUCGACGAGACUUCAUGCGGCGAUUACGGACCCCGGGAGUAGUGGCGCGGGCGGGCCGAAUAAUCCUAUCUCGGAUCCGACGCUGUGGUUGGAUGUGUAUCGCGAUAUGAAGUCGCAUUUGCAUGAUGCGAGGUUGCAUUUGACGCGGCGGGAUCAGGAGACGACGCCGCAGAAGCAGCAUGAGAGUUCGGCGCGCGCGAAGAGUAGUCUUGUGAGGGCGGGGAGUUUGAUUGCGGCGUUGGAGGAAGGGUUGAAGGUUAUGGGAGAGACGGCGAAUCGUGCGCAGAGUCCUGGUGGGAGGGGAAGGGGUAGUUCGUUGGGGGAUGGGGAGUUGCGGCGGAGGAAGGAUCUUCUUAUUAAUGCGCGGAAGGAGAAGGAUGGGUUGGAGGAUUUGUUGAAUGCUAUGGCGGCUAAGAGUCGGGUGGAUAAUGCGGUAGCUUCAGCGCAGGAUAAGGAGGCGCUGGUUGGGAGUGCGAGUAGGAAGCCCGCGAGGUCGGGGAGGGUUUUGGGGAAGGAGACCGAGAGGACGCGGGAACUGGAUAACCAGGGAGUGCUUCAGUUGCAGAGGCAGACUAUGGAAGACCAGGAUCAGAGUGUGGAGGAGUUGUUGAAGAUUAUACGAAGGCAGAAGGAAUUGGGCAUUGCUAUCAAUGAGGAGGUGGAGAUUCAGAACGCCCUUCUGUCGAUAGCUAAUGAGGAUGCUGAACGGGUAAACCGUAAAAUCGAUAUUGGGAAGAAGAGGAUAGGGAAGAUAUCCUAG
This is a messenger RNA of Aspergillus caelatus, 2526 nucleotides long. RefSeq lists its product as uncharacterized. Gene Ontology annotation, cellular component: intracellular membrane-bounded organelle. Gene Ontology annotation, biological process: spliceosomal snRNP assembly. Lineage: Eukaryota; Fungi; Ascomycota; Eurotiomycetes; Eurotiales; Aspergillaceae. Gene Ontology annotation, molecular function: phosphatidylinositol binding. The transcript is spliced from 5 exons. The record is from RefSeq and is a predicted model, not a curated record. Bases 1 to 2526 code for a protein of 841 amino acids.